Messenger RNA from Nerophis lumbriciformis (worm pipefish), 1864 nucleotides. NCBI's taxonomy places the organism in Eukaryota, Metazoa, Chordata, Actinopteri, Syngnathiformes, Syngnathidae. The record is from RefSeq and is a predicted model, not a curated record.
GGUCGCUAGCUCGCCUGGCCGCCAUUGUUACAUUCUCACUACCGGGGCCGGCCGGGGCGAGACCGGCUUACAAAAUCUUCGUCUUCUCGCCCCCUUUCCCUCCGCCCUCGCCGUCACCAAAAAAAACCCCCAAAAAAGACGACGACAUUCUCGACAGCCGCCGAGAAGUUUAAAAAGGUGAAAAGCGAGAAAGACGAAGAAGCUAACCGAGGUUGGGGCGAGCGACGACGACAAAAGAUGUCGGCGCUUUUCUUCCUUUUUAAAUCCCCCCACUGAGAGAUACUUUUCUUCCUCCACUUUGUCACCAUGCCGCUGAAAUAAACCUUCUCCAAAGCCCUUUUGGACACACGACAAAGAGGAGUGGUGGCCCUCCCCGGAGGAACAAUGACUAUGGAGCUCCCACGGCCAGCGGCUCUUUAAACACAACAAGGACAUUUUUUUUUCUCCAUUAAAGUGAUGAAAUAAUCCAUGAAUUUUGGAGAAAGAAGAAACUGCCUGUUUGUGGCUCAGACGCAGUUUCCAUGGAGGCAGGCUCGUCCCUCAGUCUCAAACGACGAUACGAAGAGGUGGACAACGUCUCUCCCUUCUCUACGCCCAAGGACUCUGACGAUGACAUCUCCAGCAGCGACAGCGCCGACAGCUGCGACAGCCUCAACGCCUCCUCCAGGACCGAAUUCACCCCGACCUCCAUCCUCAGGCGACACAAGCCGUCGCCGGGAGGCAAGCGGGUGCGUUUCGACGCGGUGACGGUGUACUACUUCCCCCGGCGGCAGGGCUUCACCAGCGUGCCCAGCCAGGGGGGCAGCUCGCUGGGCAUGGACCACCGCCACUCCUCCAUCCGCCGCUACACGCUGGGCGAGUUUGCCCGGGAGCAGGAGAGCAGCCAUCGACACGCCUUACGCCAGCACCUGCGCCAGGAGAAGCUCAACGCGCGCAAGAUGAAGCUGACCAGCAACGGCACGGUGGAGUGCGUCCAGGCCGACAUGCUGACCUUGGACGACGUGUCGGACGAGGACUUGGACAUGGACGCCGUGGAGGUGGACGACUGCUUCUUCCUGCAGCCGCUGCCCACCAAGCGGCGCAGGGCCCUGCUGCGGGCGUCCGGCGUCGCCCGCAUCGACGCCCGGGAGAAAACGGAGCUGCGGGCCAUCCGCCUGUCGCGGGAGGAGUGCGGCUGCGACUGCCGCCUGUACUGCGACCCUCGACACUGCGGCUGCAGCCAGGCCGGGAUCAAAUGCCAGGUGGACAGAAUGUCCUUCCCGUGCGGAUGCACCAGGGACGGCUGCGGCAACAUGGCGGGCCGCGUGGAGUUCAACCCCCUGCGUGUGCGCACGCACUACCUGCACACCGUCAUGAAGCUGGACCUGGAGAAGAGGACCGUGCUGCUGCCACUCCCCGCCGGGUCUUACGCCGAGUCCGACCCGGCCUUCGCCCCGGCCUGCCUCUCGUCCCCGGAGGCGGAGAAGGAGGAGGACGUCCUGGAGCGAGAGAACGAGACCGCCGUGUUGCACCUGCAGAGCGCCGAGGAGCAGGAGAGGCUGGAGAGGGAGGUGCAGGCGGGGAGCCUGGGGGCGGAGCUCCCCGGGCAUGGGGAGGAGCCACAGGUGGAGGAGGUUCUGCUGCAAGGCCCCUUCCCCGCCGUGCUGUGCAUCAACCAGGAGGCGGAGGAGGGGAACCCUGCUGAUGUUCUCACAGACUCCGCCCCUCUCCUCUACUACCAGCUCAGCUCCAUAGAGCCCGCCGCCUUCGAGACCCCCGCCGCCAGUGCGCCGCUCGAAGGCGACGAAUCAAAGGAAGCGGCGACGCCCUCCGCCGACCCACUUCCCGCCGACCAUUAAGUCCCAGCUUGUCUGCGCACGUUUUG